This is a messenger RNA of Acytostelium subglobosum LB1, 594 nucleotides long. RefSeq lists its product as hypothetical. Lineage: Eukaryota; Evosea; Eumycetozoa; Acytosteliales; Acytosteliaceae. Bases 1 to 594 code for a protein of 197 amino acids. The transcript has a single exon. The record is from RefSeq and is a predicted model, not a curated record.
AUGUCACACAUUCAAUCGACAAUCAAUGACAUCAUCAAUGAGAUCAAGGACAUUAAUCGAAUCAAUCAUACCAUCAACAACAAUAUCGAGUUGGUACCUUAUAACAACAACAACAACAACAACAACAAUAACAAUGGCAAUGAUAAUGGUUCAACAGAGGACAUCACACAAUUGAUUCAAUCAAUCUCAUCAUGCUCAUCGAUCGCUGAGUUCACCAAGAAUGUUCUGAGUGUUUCUAGCGACAAAGACAACAACAACAACAACAACAAUGACACCAUUGACAAUAAUCCAUCGAUCAAUGAUUUUGAGUUGUUGUCAAUGCUCAGUCGCCAUUCCAAACAAAUGAAGGCACCUUAUGAUGGCCUGGAUUCAUUUCAUAUUAGCGUUGAUGUUGACCAGCUGAAUCGUAUCAAGAAGCAACUUGAGACAAGCUUUUGCGUCUACGAUGAGGAUCUAGAACACACUUAUUAUGGCCACAUCAUCGCAGUGGGUAUGGUUGGCAUCUCAUCAUUCUCACUGAGGACCCUCAAGUGGACACCAAUCGAGGGCAUAUCGGAGAAGCCACCAAGGAAUACCUAUCAAGCCACUGUCUAA